Messenger RNA from Phyllostomus hastatus (greater spear-nosed bat), 1620 nucleotides. RefSeq names its product C-X-C motif chemokine ligand 6 (gene CXCL6). The transcript is spliced from 4 exons. Gene Ontology annotation, biological process: chemokine-mediated signaling pathway; antimicrobial humoral immune response mediated by antimicrobial peptide; neutrophil chemotaxis. Gene Ontology annotation, molecular function: chemokine activity; CXCR chemokine receptor binding. Lineage: Eukaryota; Metazoa; Chordata; Mammalia; Chiroptera; Phyllostomidae. The coding region runs from base 128 to 454 and encodes 108 amino acids. The record is from RefSeq and is a predicted model, not a curated record. Gene Ontology annotation, cellular component: extracellular region.
GGGAAGGAGCAAAGGUCGAUAUAAGGGAUGAAGAGGGCUUGGGGACUCCACAGUGCUCUGGAGUUUCAAAUCCUCGCGCCUCCUCCUUCUUGAAUUCGUGCCCUCUCGCUGCGCCCUCUUCCUCGCUAUGAGUCUCGCUACCCGCAUCCCCGGCCCUUCGGGAUCUCUUUGUGUGCUGCUGGCGCUGCUGCUGCUGACGCCUCCCAGGCCCCUGGCCAGCGCUGGUCCUUCCUCGUUCUUCGUGAGAGAGCUGCGUUGCCAGUGUUUAUCCAUCACACCCACGGUUCAUCCCAAAAUGAUCAGUAAUCUGGAGAUGAUCCCUGCAGGCCCGCAGUGCCCCAACGUGGAACUGAUAGCCACCUUGAAGAACGGGAAGGAAGUCUGCCUGGACCCAGAAGCCCCUUUGGUCAAGAAAAUCAUCCAGAAAAUUCUGAGCAGGUACCUGGCACUUUGAUCUUUGCGGUUUUUUAAAUCUGUCUUGGAGUGCAGCCUUUGCAAGAAAGCAGAAAAACUAAGAGCAGGAUCACGCAUGGGAAAAAUUGCCCAGCUGUUCAGCAGAGCAGUUUUCUGGGGAUCUCUGGACGGAAAGAAGACAAAAAUUACAAAGACCUAAUCUCCUGCAUUGAGUUAGGUUUCACCAUGAAUUCCUCACUUUGAGGGAAGGUUGGGAAGAGGCACCUAUGUUUGUGUCUGCAGCUUUCUGUUCAUCUUAUGAAGUAUUUUACAUAGUAUUUACUACUCUGUGUUUGCUGUUACUUUAUCUGCUAUGUAUUGAAAUCAUUGGCAAUUGAUUUAAUAGUGAGUCAAGAAUCAUGGUUUGUUCCUCUUUCAAGGCAAUUAGUUUAUUUCUAGACUAUGUUUCCUAGAAUGUUAUUGAAAAAACUGUGGAUUUAAUAUGUGAAUGAUAUUUCUUUAGACUGCUAUAUAUGAAGUUAAACCAUUACCCCACUCUUCUUAUGAAAUUGUAACUAUUUUAGCAUUGUUUCUUAAGGAAUAUAUUAGAGAAUUUCCUUACUCUUUACCCUGGGAUCCUACUUAAGUUACAUUAUGUUAGAAUGCUAGGCACAUGACACAGUUAUCAGUGCAGAAUAUAUUCCCUUAUUUAGAAUGUCUAAAUAUUUGACUUGCAUAAUUGGGAGUAAUAUAUUCUUUCCUAUAACUUUAGACAUUUGAUGUCUUCUUAGUAUGGCAUAAUGUCAUGACUUACUCAUUAAACUUUGGUUUUUAUAUUGUAUUUAUUAACUAUUUUAUUAGAAGUGCUAUAGUUUUAGUCCCAAAAUAUCUGCUUUGAAUGAAGAAGAUAGGAAAUAAGUAAAUUAAUUAUGGCUAGUUUUUAUAGAAAUACAUUCUUUUAGUUUUUUUAAAGAAUAAAGCAAACUUAGCAUGAUCUGUAUUCUGAAGGUCUUGAAAAUAUAUUUGACUAUCUGAAUGUAAACUCAUCACCUAGUUUUCAAAAAAUACACAACACUGCUAAGAUUUGCAGAUGCUUAUGUUGUAUCUUUUGACCAUUUUGUUAUAAAGAGUUACAGAUUCAUCACAUUUACUAUGUUAAAAUUGUGUCCCAUUGGUUUAUAGCACUUCUUUCAUUCUUUGGAAAAAAUAAAAGAUUUAAAAAAUUUA